Dacryopinax primogenitus is the source of this 1662-nucleotide messenger RNA. RefSeq lists its product as uncharacterized. The coding region runs from base 1 to 1662 and encodes 553 amino acids. Gene Ontology annotation, biological process: endoplasmic reticulum to Golgi vesicle-mediated transport; Golgi organization. NCBI's taxonomy places the organism in Eukaryota, Fungi, Basidiomycota, Dacrymycetes, Dacrymycetales, Dacrymycetaceae. The transcript has 5 exons. The record is from RefSeq and is a predicted model, not a curated record. Gene Ontology annotation, molecular function: small GTPase binding. Gene Ontology annotation, cellular component: Golgi apparatus.
AUGCCUUCCCCAGAAACAGAUGUCUCCACUGCCCAAAGUGCGAAAGUGAACGGACAUGCCCACAGACCAGAGACGCCAACGCCCCCUUCCACCUCUGCCUCAGCGUCGGCGUCCACGUCCACGUCCUCAACAUCCGCAUCAGCCCGUCCUUCGCUAGACGAGCUCCCCUCCCCCCUUCCAGCGCAGAAACCUGACACUCCCCUGCUAGGAGCACACGACCCUCCUGUGCGUGUCCGCCUGCUGGAAGACGCGCUCAAGAAAGAGCGAGAGGAGAAACAGGCUCUGGCGGCGCAGUAUAAUGGGCUUGUGGAGAAACUGCAGCAUAUGCGUACGAGCUUGGGCACAAAGUUGAAGUUGGAUGCGGAGGAACUGGACAAACGCGAACAGGCUAUCUCGGUGCUCACGGCUCGGGGUGAGGAGCAAGCCCAAGAAUUAGAGACGCUACGGAUCGAGCUCUCCGCCGUCUCCGACCAGGGGGCGACGCUCUCUUCCGAACUUGCGCUGCUACGGUCCCGCACCGGGCAGCUUGAUGCGCUCGAGGUUGAGCUGCAAGCGCUACGCUCGGAGAGGGAGAAGGACAGGCUAGAUCGGGAAGAGGAGAACCGGGGAUGGGAGAGGGAGAGGGUUGGGUGGGAAGGGGAGAGAGAGGGUUGGGAGGAGAGAGAGAGGGCUUGGGAGAGGGAGAGGAGGGAGGCGGACGUCCUCCGUGAGAGGUGGGAGGAGGAGCGAGCGAGAGCGACCAACUUGGAGGGCGUGUUGGAGGACUUUAUGGCUGCAAAAGAAUCUGAGCUCAAGGUCGCUACUGCCGAACUGGGCGCAAGGCUCCAAACGGCAGAAAAGUCGUUAGCGGAGUACAAAGCCCGCGCACAAACUGCAGAGAGCGCACUGGCCAAGUCGGCACUGUCUUCCGUCCGAUGCGGCGAGCUGGAAAAAGAAGUCAAGGAGAAGAACCUCUUGAUCGGAAAGUUGAGGCAUGAGGCGGUCAUCAUCAACGAGCACUUGACAGAAGCUUUGCGCCGUCUGCGAAAAUCCAGUUCGGAGAACAAUGUUGACCGACGCCUCAUAACCAACACCCUCCUCGCCUUCCUCUCUACUCCCAGGGCAGACUCGAAACGCUUCGAGAUGCUCUCCCUGCUCGCCUCCGUCCUAGGGUGGAACGACGACGAGCGGUCCAAAGCCGGUCUGCAGCGUCAACCGGGGACAGGCAGCAGCAGCGCAACGCGACGCGUCCCUUCCACAGCGCGGUCUGCUUCUUCUGCCGGAACCCCCCCGGCCCAGGGGGACGAAACAGAGAGCUUCUCAAAGAUGUGGGUCGAGUUCCUGCUCAAGGAGUCCUCUCAGCCCCUCUCGCCCACAUCGGCAUUCACGACUUCCUCAUCGAUACCGGGCGGGCUGAGCCUGCCGUCUACUGCUCAUCCUAGUCCGAGCCCUACACCGACCGCGAGCACGUUCUCGGGCUUGUUGAGCCCUAAUACUGGGCUUGUGUCGUUGCCCAAGGAGGACCUGUUUGCCCCUGCGCAGGGGAAUGGGAAUGGCUCGGCACCGGGCGCUUUGGUUAGCCAGUUACCGGUAAGGUCACCUCCCCAGGGUACCAUAGGCCUGCCCGGGAUCGCGAGUUGGAGCAGUUCAAAUGGGGGCACUCCGGCAGGUAGGAGAGUGUAG